Molecule: messenger RNA, 1858 nt
Organism: Melopsittacus undulatus (budgerigar)
Lineage: Eukaryota; Metazoa; Chordata; Aves; Psittaciformes; Psittaculidae
Gene: PSMD10
Product: proteasome 26S subunit, non-ATPase 10
Exons: 5
Coding region: 26-706 (226 amino acids)
Biological process (GO): positive regulation of protein catabolic process; protein ubiquitination
Molecular function (GO): protein binding
Source: RefSeq, a predicted model, not a curated record
UCGGCAGGCUGAGGCGGCGGUGAGCAUGGAGGAAGCAGUGUCUGACGUGGGGGUCUGUAACCUGGCCUAUGCCGGGCGCCUGGAGGAGCUGCGGGCCCAGCUGCUGCGCGACAAGGCCCUGGCCACUAAGACCGAUCAGGACAACCGCACCGCGCUGCACUGGGCCUGUUCGGCGGGACACACGGAUGUGGCCGACCUCCUGCUCGGCCUUGGUGUGCCUGUGAGCGACAAAGACGAUGCUGGUUGGACGCCCUUACACAUUGCCGCCUCGGCAGGCCGCGAUGACAUUGUGCGAGCGCUCAUUGCCAGGGGUGCUAAUGUGAAUGCUGUCAAUCAGAACGGCUGCACGCCUCUGCAUUAUGCAGCCUCCAAAAAUAAGCAGGAGAUUGCACUCAUGCUUUUAAAGAAUGGAGCUGAUCCAGAUGCAAAGGAUCAUUUUGAAUCCACCCCAUUACACAGAGCAGCAGCCAAAGGAAACCUAAAAAUGGUACAGAUCCUCCUGCAGCAUAAUGCAUCUGUUAAUAUACGGGACUCUGAAGGGAAUACUCCUCUUCAUUUAGCCUGUGAUGAAGAGAGAGUGGAGGAGGCAAAGCUGCUGGUGUCUCACGGUGCAAGUAUUCACAUUGAGAAUAAAGAAGAACUGACGCCACUGAAAAUGGCAAAGGGUGGCCUGGGAGCCAUACUUAAAAGAAUGGUGGAAGGCUAGUGGAGACUUGUGACUUGAGUCUUCCCUGUUGCAUUUGUAUGUAGGUCUGCAAACUUUGUAUUUUGACAGUUUAACUAGGAUGUCAUGUGUGGGCAUAAGCAUGGUAAUAAAAUGUGUAUCUGUAGAUUUCUUUCAAGAACAGUGCCAAAACAACUGUUUGUACUUCCUGUUAAUUGAAUAGUUCACUGUUUUUAAAGUGUUUUUCAAUAUCUUGCAGUUUUCUUUCACUUUACAGUAUAAUCUGUAUAAAUGCAGUUGUUCCUUUUAAUUCAGAACCUAGGUUAGAAUUAUUUUUUUUAAGCAACAGGACCAAAAACACUUUAACCAUUUAAAGUCAAUUUUACUUUGGAAGGUUAUUCUAGAGUCUUUGCUUUUUGCUUUAGCCUUUGUGGUUUGUGUGUGGUUUGGUUUUUGUGGGUAUUGGUUCUCUUCCUUCAGAUGAUUCUAAACUACACCUCUCCCUUUGUAGAAUGCAGUUUGCUCAGUUACUUGGAUGACUGUAUCUGUGUUUACUCUUCUCAGUCUGUUCAAGUGAGUUCUGGGUGUUUAAGGUUUUUCUGUUGUUUCCUGUUUUUAUCCUGUUUCUUUGAAUCUUUGAAUGUGUAUUUGAUCAAGUGCACUGGACUGCCUGCGAAAUGCAGGCAUAGAAUCAUAGAAUCAUAGAAUAGUUAGGAUUGGAAAGGACCUUAAGAUCAUCUAGUUCCAACCCCCCUGCCAUGGGCAGGGACACCUCACACUAAACCAUAUCACCCAAGGCUUCAUCCAACCUGGUCUUAGCUUCAGGGUUACCUCUGCAAAUAUAUUGUCAUAUAAUAGGUGAUUUUGAAUACUUCUCUGUGAUGUACUUAGAAUCUAAUUUCAUUUUCUCUUGCUCCAUCUAUUUCUUUUUCUAUUCUGCUUGACUCCCAUUAUGUAGCACUUAUACUUGCAGUUUACCAUCUUAUUUUAUAGCAGAAGCUUGGUUUAACUGCUAUUUACUCAUAGCAAAUCCUGGUAUUAUUAGAAGGCAGAGCUAAUGAGACUGAGUCUGAAAAGUGACCUUCACUUCUGAUGUUGAUCAGAUCACUUUUGACACAAGUGGGAUAGCUUUCCUCUUUCUGAACAAAUGAAGCUGAUGAAAUUCUGUGGAAUAAAGAUCAUUCUUAAGCAGCA